Molecule: messenger RNA, 1258 nt
Organism: Sphaeroforma arctica JP610
Lineage: Eukaryota; Ichthyosporea; Ichthyophonida
Exons: 1
Coding region: 124-1008 (294 amino acids)
Molecular function (GO): protein binding
Source: RefSeq, a predicted model, not a curated record
AAAGCUUAUAGCUAUACCACUAUUUGCAUAUAAAUUCAGCGUUGCACUUCAUCACUACGAGUAGAGUUACACUUUCAAUAAGUGACUACUACUUAAACCACGGAAUACAAAGUAUCUAGCAACAUGCUUUGUAGAACAUUGGCUGUAUUCUUGGCGGUGGCCACGGCCUUCUCCUCGGGCACCUCUCUCAAUCACCUCAGCAAGCGUCAAAGUACGGUGACUGGAGAUACUGCACUACAGGGCAAUCCGGUGUGUGCAAUGGAUGGGGAGACCUAUGGUGAGGGUGAAACAUGGACCACGACCUGCAUGACAUGUUUUUGUCAGGUUAUCAAGGGUCACCCCGACCACGUGUGCUAUUCUACCACACCAUGUGUUGUGAAGACCUGUAAGGACGGUAAGCAGAAAUAUAAAGCACUUGGAUCGUGUUGUGACGAGUGCAUCUCCAAUGAAGAAUACUGCUCAAUUACCAAUCAAGGCUGCAACCCCAAUACGGGUACACCAGUAUGCUCGGCGUCCGGAAUCACCUACCCCACCCAGUGCGCAUUCACCAGGCAAAACUGUUUGGCUGGCCAUGUAGAUUCCAUCGCACACGGAGGUGCUUGUGCGCAACCGACUACGAGUACUGCAGAAAACCAGCAAGAAAAUACAACUACGACAACAACUGAAAGCUCCAGUGGUUCAAAUGACAGUGUUUUGUUUAUCAGUAUUACUGUUCUAUUAGUGUUGUGCCUCGUUGUGGUUCUGGCUGGAAUAGCUUGGAAAAGGACCAAAAACGAUGAAAAGCAGACUAGGCGUGAGCAGUUGUUCGGCGACAGGUAUUCAAGCCACAGUGAUAACUCGAGCUAUGCGAGCUCUUUAUCUGGAACAAAUAGCACAUAUGGUAAUUCGACAGUUAACAUGGAGAGUAUCAUCGCUUCCUCGAUGAAAGAUGAAGUAGAGCCUGACCCUGUUAUUGCAAACGAUGAGCCACAAAAGACAGAAGAAGCAACAGUGACAGCUAGUAUAUAAUGUUGUGGUGUUGCACAUCAGGAGUUCAAUAUUACAAACCCAGACCGAGUGGUAUCACUUCCUGCAUCAAGCCAGGAAGCGAGGUAAAAAAUUCAGUGUAUCUGCAUUUUCAAAUAUCCAAUAAAUUGUAUGUAGUUUAUUGCUAGGCUCGCAGCUAAAGUUGUGAAGUUUCAAUAGUUACGCUAAGGCUAUCUCGACGCGCGUCUGGCCCAGUUUUUUUUGGCUGUCGCGAGUUUGUUGGAGGGUUUGU